GCACUGCUUGAAACAAAAACGAACGAAAUGAUGCAGUUGCAACAGGAGAGGUUGGUAUUAAUCAACAAAAUACGUGAUUUGAACGAACAACAUGCAAAUCUAUUCAACACGGAGGAGGCGAACGAUGGCGAAGUUUACGAUGUCUUAUGGUUGUCAACGGAAAUGUUUGCUAGCGGAGGUAGCGAUAAACGAGUCCGCCUAUGGAGAGUGGACCAUCCUGUUUCUAUUCUUUGCUGUCAGAGCACGUUGGUUGGAUGCAACCAUUCAGUGACACGUCUUGACUUUGAUCCCGAGUCCCGACUCUUGCUCGGCGCUAGUAACGACAAUGGUGUCCGGCUAUGGAACGUGGACAAUCAGCGACUUAUGACUUCCUUCAUGGGACAUACGGAUAAGGUGUCAUCAGCUCGAUUUCUUUCGUCUACGCAAGUAGUUUCUGGCUCGAACGAUCGUCUGAUCAAGAUAUGGGAUGUGCGGAGCCAGCGAUGUAUCCGGUCCGUAUUCCCAGGAUCUACUAUCCUUGAUAUAACGGGAAUCAAGAAAGGGGUAGCAACGUUCACUUCAGGACACUUCGAUCGAAAACUUCGAUUUUGGGAUUCGUGUUUUUCAACAUUUUUGGUCGAGAAAUUGAUUGUCUAUCAUCUUUUUUGUAUAGAUGGCAUUCAUCUUUUGUGCUCUACCAGAGACGAUACAUUAUCUUUAUUGGACGUUCGAAAGUAUCAAACUGUGCAUAUAUACAGCGCUGAGCACUAUCGCACUUCGACUGAUCUCUCUCGUUGCGUUCUUUCCCCAUUGAUGGCUUAUUGUGCUGCUGGUUUCACAUUUAGCUUUCCAAUGUUAAAGUAUAUUACUUUACCUUUUUCUAGGCAUGCAGUAUUUUCGUUAAAUUGGAAUCCUUCUGGUCACGGUUUACUUAGUGCGGACAAGCAAAAAACUGUCUGCUUCUGGAAAUAA
This is a messenger RNA of Haemonchus placei, 951 nucleotides long. NCBI's taxonomy places the organism in Eukaryota, Metazoa, Nematoda, Chromadorea, Rhabditida, Trichostrongylidae. The record is from the annotation of a GenBank genome assembly.